UUUAAUUUGGAUUUUCGAGCCGCGGUGGCGAGCGAUGUUCCUGAAACGAAAAUGCCGCAAGAGAAACGCCAUCCGGAGACGAGAAGGCAACGCGGCCUCGAAACGUUGGUCAUCUUCCGGCGGAGUCUUAUCUACCAGACGAAGGAGUUCUUCCAGAACUCGACGCUCCACGGAGUUCGUUACAUUGCGGAAACGGGUCGGCCGAUUGGUGAAAAGUUCAUGUGGUUCUGUUUCACGUCGAUUGGAGCGGUAACCGCUCUGGUGAUUAUAAUGAGCCUUUGGGAGAAGUUCCAGACCAAUCCGACCAUCACGGGCCUGGACACGGACUUCCACAAUCAGAACGUGGUCUUCCCAACCACCGUCGUCUGUCCGGAGGCGGCCUUCGAUCACGACAAGUCCUACAAGGCGGUUUUCGAGACACUUGCAAACUCGGACGAAGCUCAGGCUCAAAUGUAUUCACCUUUCCUGAGACUUUUAACCUCUUUGAGCUUCGACAGCAUUCGAGAUGCGAAGAUCCUGUCCCAGUCGAUCCCACAGGACCGACUCGAUGCGAACACCAUUCGGCAAUGGGCCUUCGAAGGACACAUCAGCUGCGAGAACACCUUCGUGUCCUGCAAGUAUCGCGAUGAGGAUAUAACCUGCUGCGAUCACUUCCAGCCCAUUUACACGGAACACGGAUUUUGCUACGCCUUCAACAGCCGUUUCCAGUCCACGCCAACAGAGGACGUCAAGACGGGACCACCUCAUGAUCUCUACGAAACCGACAAGAAGUGGGCACUUUUCUUUGUGCCCAACAGCACUUCUAAGAUCUUCAUCUUUUCAAAUGAGGAAUACUUUGGCUCGGACUUCAAUGCACAAGUUGACUGGGCGGAGACCCAGCUGGUGGAGGUGAGGAUCUCGAAGAAGAACACCUACACCACGGACGACGCCCGCCAGUUGUCCAUUGGCCAGAGGAAGUGCAUCUUCAGCGACGAGGUGAAGCUCAGCUACUUCCCGGAUGCGUACACCUUCUCCUCCUGCAUGAAGCAGUGCCGCAUGAACAAGGCCAUCAAGCUCUGCAAAUGCAAUCCGCCCUUCUACAAGCCCAUAGCUAAUGUGCCUAUGUGUUCGGUCAAGGACUUCGAUUGCCUCGAUGAGUUCAAGGCAAACAUCACAAACAUCAAGGAUUGCCUGCAGUGCGAACUCAGCUGCUCGAAAACCGUCUUCAACAUCGACAAACUCAUCAAAGUAUCCGAUCGACCAGAGAGCACCGGUGUGUUGGUGGAGUUCCUCACCUGGCCGAUUAUCCGCUACAAACGUGAGGUCCUUUUCGGAUGGGUUGAUCUGCUGGUGUCCUUCGGCGGAAUUGCCAGUCUUUUUCUUGGCUUCUCCCUGCUUUCCGGCGUGGAGAUCAUCUAUUAUUUCACAUUGCGAGCCUGCUGCAUGGUCUAUAAAAAUCGGCAAGAGCUUUAUGAAAUCGAAGAGCGAAUCCGACGGGAACCACCGCCGCAAAUAGAUUUAAAAUUGGGUUGGCGUUCUCAUUCGAGACCAAGUAAUAUACCCACUUCGGGGGUUCUCAAGGUGAAUCCUGCGCCGGAAAACGUAAAACAGAAUCCCAUACAUAUCCAUCAUAGAAAGCAGGAAAAGGACUAUUCAAUCCACACAAAGAACUUCUAUAAAAAACCAAAGGGUUUGAGCGACCAUGGAUACAUUUCAAAAAAUUCUUGGACAGCUUACGAUCACUCGCAAUAUAUGCCCUAAAAUUAAAGAAGAAUAAAAGGAUAUAUAUAUAAUAAAAAAAAACCCAAAAAAAAGGAGAAGAACAUAAACCUUAAAGGAAGAAAUCAGCUUUUCUUGCACCAGCCGCUGCGGAAAGUGAAUACACAUAACUUGUAGCUCUAUUUUUUUUUCCAAUAUAUAUAUUGUAUCACCAACAUG
Molecule: messenger RNA, 1917 nt
Organism: Drosophila ficusphila
Lineage: Eukaryota; Metazoa; Arthropoda; Insecta; Diptera; Drosophilidae
Gene: ppk23
Product: sodium channel protein Nach
Exons: 8
Coding region: 52-1740 (562 amino acids)
Biological process (GO): sodium ion transmembrane transport
Cellular component (GO): membrane
Molecular function (GO): ligand-gated sodium channel activity
Source: RefSeq, a predicted model, not a curated record